Molecule: messenger RNA, 777 nt
Organism: Cucumis sativus (cucumber)
Lineage: Eukaryota; Viridiplantae; Streptophyta; Magnoliopsida; Cucurbitales; Cucurbitaceae
Product: 60S ribosomal protein L27
Exons: 1
Coding region: 76-483 (135 amino acids)
Biological process (GO): translation
Cellular component (GO): cytosolic large ribosomal subunit; ribosome
Molecular function (GO): structural constituent of ribosome
Source: RefSeq, a predicted model, not a curated record
AAAUCUACGCCCCCUCUCUUGUUGAAGAAGAGCCGUCAUAGAAGGGGAAGUACAGAGUGGAGGAGAAAUCCGAAAAUGGUGAAAUUCCUCAAGCCCAACAAAGCCGUCAUCGUCCUCCAAGGCCGUUACGCCGGUCGGAAGGCGGUCAUCGUUCGCGCCUUUGACGACGGUACCCGGGAUCGUGCUUAUGGCCACUGUUUAGUCGCUGGAAUCAAGAAGUACCCGGCCAAGGUCAUCCGCAAGGACUCCGCCAAGAAAACCGCCAAAAAAUCUCGAGUCAAGGCCUUUGUCAAGCUCGUCAACUACAGGCACCUGAUGCCCACAAGGUACACUCUCGAUGUCGAUCUUAAAGACGUUGUCACUAUUGAUUCAUUGCAGUCAAAAGACAAGAAGGUGACUGCCGCCAAGGAGACUAAGAAGAGGUUCGAGGAAAGGUUCAAAACCGGGAAGAACAGGUGGUUUUUCACCAAGCUCAGGUUUUGAAGUGGCUGCUUCAAUUAUGGGUUUGUUCUGCAUUACUCUCUUGUUAGGUUAACUGAACAACCUUAUUUUUUGUUUUUGAGCUAUCGUACGUUUUACAUUACGAGUUUAGUUUGAUUUGGUGUUAUGGAUUGUGUGCAAAUUACAUUUCCAUCAGUUGAAUUUAUAUUUAAUACUUAAUGUCUGAAGCCCGUGGAUAGUUGCAAAUAUUCUUCUGGCUAUUUUUGUUGUAGUUUGAUAAGAGUUACUUUUACGCAUAUAAGAACUUAAAUGAACAAAUUUGAUGUUUUAAUGAUU